AUGGAAGCCGAUAUCUCUCAGGUCAUCCAAGCCAUCCAAGCGCUCUACAACCCCUCCACGGCUCCCUCUCUCCAAUCGACUCUCCAACACUCGCUCACCCAACUCCAACACUCCCCUCAAGCCUGGUCGCUCGUCGGACCGCUCAUCGCGCACGAAGAUCCAGCAGUCAGGUUCUUUGCUGCCAGUACGCUCGAGGAGAAGAUCACGCGCGGAUGGGGCGAGGUCGAGCAUGUUCCAGAGGUGGGGAGUUUGAGAGGAGGAGAUGGAGAGCUGAGUGCGCCGGCGAAGGAGCUCAAGGACUCGGUGCUUGCAUGGCUCGCCAAAAGCGCCGUCGGGGCUUUCCCACCCGCUUCUGCAGCCGCACAACCAGUGCAAGGCGAGAAACCCGUCUUGAGGAAGUUGACGGCCGCAGCGACGGCUCUCAGCUUGCGGUUGCAGGAUAGGUGGAAGGAUUGGUUGCUCGAGGUUGUGAUGAGGGUUGCGGCGAGCGGCGCGAGGAGGGAGGCGACGCUUGAGGUGUUGAGUACGGCGAUUGAGCAGGUUGCGAGGGCAGAGUUGGUCGGCAGUAAGAGGAUGGCCUACAUGUCCUCCCUCUCCUCGACAAUACCGCACCUCGUCUCGACUCUCUCGUCCUCGCUCUCUCCGCCUUCCUCGCCCGCCGAGAUCAACUCCGCCUUCUCCUGUUUUGUCUCCUACCUGAACGCCGGCCAGCUCUCCUCAUCCGAACUCACGACCCUCUACCCGCUCUUCCUCCCUCACCUCUCCAACCCGGCGACCGUCGUGGCAGCUUGCGGCGCUAUCGAAGAACUCGUCGAGCGCUCGAGUGGACUAUCCGAAACGGGAGGAAGCGGCCUGACGCGCUUCGUCAACCGCCAACGAACGACAGAGCUGAUCAACGGCUGGGUGACGAGCCCGUUCGUCCAGCACAUCUUUGCGCAGGCGAUUUCGGACGCCCGGGAAGGCAGCGAACCGGAUGAAGAAGCGUUGGCAGUCUUCAAGCUCGUCGCCUCGCUCGCCGACCACUUCAUCACGACCUUCCUCUUCGACCCUCCUCCCGCCUCGUCCAUCACCGAUCCCUCAGCAGUCCUCUCCCUCACCCAUCCGGCAAUUCACACCCUCCUCUCGCUCCUCAUCGCCCUCUCGUCCUUCCCAGGGCACACCUCCGAGUCAUACCUCGUCAACGAGCUCCCCUGCAGCGCAUGGAUGAAUCUGCAGGAACUCGGCGCGGACGGAGAGGGGAUGGUCAGUGGAGAGGGAGAGGGGAGAGAAGGUCGAUACGGGAAGGAGAAGGACUGGGAGGUCUACCGGGGAGUCUUUGUGGCGCUUGCGGAGGGGUUGAGGGGUAGGGCGACGAGGCCGAGCGAGGAGGAAGUCAAGGUGUGGCCGAAAGAUGUCCGAGAAGCGUUCCGGCAGUACCGCUCGACGACUCUCGCCGAGACGGCCCAGAACGCCUACUUCGUCUUGCGAGACGACAUGAUCUCGGGUCUCGUCCAGCUCGCCGCGCAGCAAGUCUCGCAGCCGCCCGCGCCAGGACAGGACAGCUACGAGGACCUCGAGGCCUCGCUCUUUAUCCUCUUCUCGAUCGGCGAAGUCGUCCCACUCUCCCCUUCUCUCGCCGACCUCGAUCCCGCCGCUCCUCCCUCCCGCCUCAACCAGAACCUCUCCCUCCUCUUCGGUCCCUCCAUCCUCGGUCGACUACCUUCUCAGUCCGGUUCCUACCCCUCUCUCCGCUCGACCGCCCUCCGAUUAGUAGGCGCCUACAGCGCCUGGUUCUCCUCCAACCCCGACGCUUGCCUACAAGCCGUCUCGUUCGUCGUCUCCGGCCUACAAGAACCGGACCUCGUCCCCGGCGCAGCGAGGGCGCUUAAAGGCCUUUGCGACGCGAAUCGCAAGGUGCUUGUUGGACACGUUGCGAGUUUCGUGCAGGUGCUCGGCAACUUGGAGGGAAGGAUUGAUGAUGCGGAGUUGGCGAAGGUGUUGGAGAGUGUGGCGAGUGUCGUGCAGGCUUUGCCCGAGACGCAGAUUGUCGAGCCUCUCCUGACUUUGACAAACCCCAUCAUCGGCAAGCUCAGCUCGGCUGCCGAAGGGAACGCCUCGGCUCCCAAGGAAGACCCUCGGGAGGUGUGUGUCCAGCAACUCUCGUACCUGUCGGCGCUCGCGAAGGGCCUCGCGGAUCCCGAAGACGACCUCGUCGACCUCGACGCGAGCUUCGAGGAGACAACUUCGACCCGCGAUGCCGCCCUACGCAUCCUGCGAGAUUCUCGAGUCGUCGACAUGCGAAGACGACUCGCACAAGCGAUCGAAGCUGCCGCACGAAGAUGGCCUAGCGAUACGGAGGUCGUGACAGCCUUGUCCGACUACAUCCGCCACUCGACGUCCGACUCGGUCCCGUCGCCUCUUGCGCUCGACUCGCUCGACCUCCUGAACUUCUGCAGCGCGGCACUGCAAUCGGCGCCAUCGUCUGUCUGGCUCGGCAUCGAGGGACAGCUACUGGCGAGGCUGGCACGGGAUAGGACAGACGCUGAGAUGAGCGACGACCAGCUUGCAAAGGUCGGGCAGCCGAUCGAGGGGGCGCUGAGGGUCGUCCUCGGCACCCAUGGCGAGGUUGCGGCAAUGGCUGAGAACCCCGAUGUGGUCGCCGCUUUCCUCGGUUUGUGCUGUCAGGUUGUGCGGCUUUACCCUCGCAUCUUCAGCGUGCUCCCUGCGCACUACCUCGACGCGGUACUCGCCUUCGCCGAGCGAGGCUUGGCGAUGCAGGAGCAGUUCUCGCUGAAGGCGACUAUCGAGCUUCUCCUUUCGAGCGUCCAGCAGACGAAGAUGGCAUCAUCGUCGUCUACCGCAUUCCGCUCAGCCUUGAUUCCUCGCGUUCCUUCGCUUCUUCGCGCCCUCAUGACCGGCAUCGGCGGCAACGUUCCCCGCUCGCACCUCACCCAGCUCAGCGAACUGCUGCAUGCCUGCUUGCUGCGAUUGGCGGAACAAGCACGACCAACGCUCCACGACCUGCUGGAAGAACCGGGGUUCCCUUCCGAACGUGCGACGCCCGAAGCAAAGAGCAGGUUCGGGCGAGCGAUCCUGAGCGCACGAACGGGCAAGCAGGUUCGGCAGGCGGUUUCCGACUUUGCGCUCCUCUGCAGAGGCCUCGACGGCAGCGCGUAUGGCGCAGCGACUCAUCUCUACUAG
This is a messenger RNA of Rhodotorula toruloides NP11, 3180 nucleotides long. Its product is annotated as Importin 13. The coding region runs from base 1 to 3180 and encodes 1059 amino acids. Gene Ontology annotation, molecular function: small GTPase binding. Gene Ontology annotation, biological process: protein import into nucleus. NCBI's taxonomy places the organism in Eukaryota, Fungi, Basidiomycota, Microbotryomycetes, Sporidiobolales, Sporidiobolaceae. Gene Ontology annotation, cellular component: nuclear membrane; cytoplasm. The transcript has 9 exons. The record is from RefSeq and is a predicted model, not a curated record.